Messenger RNA from Rhizopus microsporus ATCC 52813, 1323 nucleotides. RefSeq lists its product as uncharacterized. Gene Ontology annotation, molecular function: pyridoxal phosphate binding; transaminase activity; identical protein binding. Lineage: Eukaryota; Fungi; Mucoromycota; Mucoromycetes; Mucorales; Rhizopodaceae. The coding region runs from base 1 to 1323 and encodes 440 amino acids. The record is from RefSeq and is a predicted model, not a curated record. The transcript has 4 exons.
AUGUCCACCAUUUCAAAGCUUGCUCAGUUCGGUAAGAAGCAUAUAGCCAAAGGAAUCGGUAGAUCUACCGAGCUCGUUAUCGAAAAGGCCAAAGGAUCAUAUGUUUAUGCUGUUGAUGGCAAGAAAUAUCUUGACCUCUCUACUGGUAUUGGCGUGACAAACACUGGUCACUGUCAUCCUACUGUCGUCAAAGCUGUUCAAGAGCAAGCUGCUAACCUCUCUCAUGGUCAAGUCAACAUCUUUUUUCAAAAGCCAAUGCUUGAUCUUAUCGAAGGUUUAUUACCCAAGAUGCCAUCAUCUAAGCUAGACACUUUUUUCUUUUGGAACUCUGGUUCUGAAGCUGUUGAAGCUGCUAUCAAGCUCGCGCGUCAUGCGACCAAAAGACAAAACAUCAUCGUCUUUCAAGGAUCAUACCAUGGCCGUACAUUUGGUACUAUGGCCCUAACAACUUCCAAGACCGUGUAUGGCGCAGGUUUUGGUCCCCUCAUGCCUGGUGUUCAUGUUGCUCCCUUCCCUUACUUCCAACAAUGGGCUGCUCAUAAGGCCGAUCCCAAGAAAUUCACUCCAGAAUGGUGCGGUGAAGAGGCCCUUCACCAGCUCGAACUGGUGUUAAAGCAACGCUCUGAUCCUAAAGAUACGGCUGCCAUCUUGAUUGAACCCAUCCAAGGUGAGGGUGGCUAUGUCGUACCUCCCGACAACUUCAUGAAGGGUCUUCGAAAAAUCUGCGACAAGUAUGAUAUUUUGUUGAUUUGUGAUGAAGUUCAAUCUGGUUUUGGUCGUACUGGCAAGAUGUUUGCUGUUGAGCAUUUUGGUAUUGUUCCAGAUAUCAUGGUGAUGGCCAAGGGCAUUGCUUCUGGAUACCCACUCUCAGCUAUUGUCUCUCGUAAGGAAUUGAUGGACCAACAGCCCCCCGGAUCCAUGGGUGGUACUUACUCUGGUAACGCUAUUGCCUGUGCUGCUGCCAAGGCUACUCUUCAAGUGUUUGAACAGGAAAAACUUUUGGAUAACUGUAAUGCAAGAUCUGAACAAUUUUUCAAGGGCUUAAGAGAGAAAAUCCCAGCACUUUUACCCGAGGGCGUUACAUGCGAUAUUCGAGGUAAAGGUCUCAUGAUCGGUAUUGAAUUCAUGGGCGUACCCUAUGGCUUUGCAAGCAGUGUUGCAAAUGAAGCCUUGAAACAUGAUACCAUCCUUUUAACCACUUCUAUUUACGAAACCCUUCGUCUCAUUCCCCCUCUUACUAUUACCAAGGAAGAAACUGACCUUGCCCUUGAUCGUGUAGUUAAGAGUGUUGCUGCUGCUGUCAAAAACGUCAAGCAUGCUUAA